AAAAACAUGGAUAAAAAUGUCUUUUAAUAGCUUAAUAGUAGAAAAAUAAAUUUCAGCUGAAAAAGUAGCAAUAUACUUACUUUUUGAGCUGAUCGGAAAAAACAGCCAGAUCAGCCCAUUGCAUGAGUGUUUGGUUAUUUUUAUAGAUUUUAAGGCUUAUAAGCCAAUUUCUAGUCCCCCAAACGGGCACAUAUUCUUCCUUUCUUUCUACUGGUAUGUUCUACUGUGUGUUCUUUUGGUCAAAACUGAAAACGCAGAUCUUGAAGAGCUAAAGAGGAAUAAAGUGAUUCGAAUUGGUGCAUUCCAUAAUCCGUCCAAGAUUGACAGUAGAAUCUCCAAGCAGAUCAUGAAUUACAAUUAUAAAUAAGUGCAUGCUCUCAAAAUCAACAAAAUCAGCAAAGAAAACAACUAUCACCACAAAGUGAAAGAGUCAAAUGGGUCAAAUAGGAAGCAACAACAAUGAGAAUAUGGUGCCAGUAAUAGACUUGCAUGACUUCCCAGCACAAUCAAAGAAGCUGAUAGAGGCAUGUGAGGAGUGGGGUUGCUUCAGGCUUGUUAACCACCACAACAUUCUGCCACCUUCACUCAUGGUGGAUAUGAAACAAGUGGUGAAGUCACUGUUUGAUCUUCCAGAGGAGAUAAAAAAGAGAAACAAACAUGUUCUUCCUGGCAGUGGUUAUACUGCCCCAACUAAGAGAGAUCCACUUUAUGAAGCUCUUGGUCUCUAUGAUAUGGCAUCACUCCAAGAUGUUGAAGCCUUUUGUAAUGACUUGGAUGCCUCUCCUCAACAAAGAGAGACCAUAGUCAAAUAUGCCAAAGCCGUGCAUGAAUUGAUGAUGGAGAUUGGACGAAAACUAGUGGAAGCUUUGGGUUUGAAAGGUGAACUUUUUGAAGGAUGGACUUGUCAGUUUAGAAUUAACAAGUACCACUUUACCAAUGAGAGUGUGGGCUCAUCUGGAGUGCUAGUACAUACAGACUCUGGAUUCCUUACAAUAUUGCAAGAUGAUGAAAGUGUGGGUGGUCUAGAAGUCAUUAAGAGAUCAGGAGAAAUUGUGGAGGUUGAUCCCUUGCCCGGUAGCCUCCUGCUUAAUUUCGGGGAUAUGGCUACUAUUUGGAGCAAUGGGAGAUUUUGCAAUGUAAGGCACAGGGUGAUGUGCAAGGAACCAAAAAUGAGACUAUCAAUUGCUUCAUUCCUUUUGGGUCCCAAAGAUGCUGCAAUAGAGUCACCACCAGAGAUUCUUCAAUCUGAUCCCCGACGGUUGUAUGUGCCCAUCACUUAUGCAGAGCUUAGAAAUCUUCGAGUGCUUCACAAAAUGCAUGAUGGUGAGGUUCUUGAACUCGUAGAGGAUUGUCAGGCUACCAUAUGAUCUUCACAUUUCAUGUCUUGUUUGGGAAGAACAUCAGAAGCCUCCCGAUAAAAGUUGUUGAGUUAUUAAGAAUUUAUAUGUACGCAGACUAAUAAGUUUCAUUUAUAUGAACAUUGCUUUAUCGUAGUUCAACAUUAGCACAAGUGUUGAUUAUUUGAAAUAAUUAUACAAAUAAGUGCAUUACUCUAAAUAUAAAGAAAUGC
Messenger RNA from Cuscuta epithymum, 1570 nucleotides. The record is from the annotation of a GenBank genome assembly. NCBI's taxonomy places the organism in Eukaryota, Viridiplantae, Streptophyta, Magnoliopsida, Solanales, Convolvulaceae.